CGAUGGUGGCAGCCAUCGACAGGCGUAGGAUGCUCGAGGGCAGUCCCCAGACCAUGAGGGGCCUGGACGACACGCUGGUGGGGUUCGGUGUUCAUGGUGACCUGACCUACAAGACCCUGUACGAGUCGACGGACCGUGAGCGGGCAAGCUAUGUUCAGUUUGUGAGGCAGGCGGCACCCACAGCCAAAGCGUCCAGGUUGGUGGACUUCAAAAAAUACGUGCAGGCCCGGGAUGCAGAGAAGGCCGCCCUGGUGGCAGCUCGGAAGGCAGCCCGGGCAGCACAACCACCCCUGGACGCCGUUGGUCCCGAGGAUGGACCCUCAGAUGCCAACCUGCUUGCUGCCGCCAUGGAGGUCGACCCGUGCAGAGAUGCCCCACCAGCCGUGCCCCCCUUCUCUCUCUCCCAGCCACCGGAACGUCCCCUUCAGGACAACACCUGUGGGGAGAGGUCAGGCCCCGGCGCACAGCUGCUACCACGUGGCUGGAGGCUGACGCUCCCCGAGGAGCAGCACGACUGGGUGGGCCAGGCACUGUUCAGGAGGGCACCCAACGGGCAGGGUGUCCUCACAUCUGAACUCCGCCUGUGGUGGCACCCACCAGGUGCCCGGCCCCUCUACAGCCAGCCACCCGCCACAGCCCACCCCUUUUUUCAGAGGCCCUUUUUCCUGUGGGUACCAUACAGGAUGUGGGCGUACCACCUCCGCUGCCCCAUCGUCGCCUGUGGGGGCAAGCUUGCGGGAGCUGGCCUCUAUAAGACGGUGAGGAGGGUCUUGGACAGGAGCUGCUGGUACUUCAUGGGCACGGAGUACCUGGAAUGCAGCUCCUGUCACAAGAAGAUGCCGGGAUGGUCGCAGGACAUCUUGGGACAGCUGGACAUGGCCCAUCGUGAGCAGUUUCCAGCGGUUCUCACGUACAAGUUGGCCUGCGACAGAGCGGUGAUCGGGCUCAUGAGGGAGCGCACUCUUGGCAACAGUGCGUCUCGCCUCCGUGCCUCUCUCGUGGAGCAGCACACCAGAGAGUGGAUGGCGCGGUCGAUGCUGUACCUUUCCGUGCUCCGCAAGCUUCGGGCACCGGGCGCUGCGCCGUUGCUGGCGGCGGCGGUGCUCCCAACCAUGCACCCGGUGCCCACAGUGCUCUGGCUCAUCAACGUCUACGUCAGGGAGGCCUUGACGAGGCUCGACGAGACGAGAGCCAGAGUCACUUCCAUCUUUGGUGAUCUUUUGAAGAUGGACUCCACCAAGAAGAUCACCAAAAAGCUUGCGGGCGGUGCUGCCGGGACGGCCGUCUGGGUCACAAACGUCGGCAAUGAGUACGGGCAGGUGCUCAUGUCCGUCCUCACCACAGCUGAGGGGGACAGACUUGUCGACAUGGCGGCCGGACUGAUGUGGCGGUACCACAAAGCCGGGAAGGCCCCUCCAAAGGUCCUGUACGUGGACCGGGACUGCUGUGCCACCGUGGGACAGUGUCAAACAUCCAAGCUGUUCCACGAGUGGCACGAGCUGGUCGUCAGGCUCGACGUGUGGCACCUCAUGCGGCGUUUCGCCAGAGGGGUGACCACCGACAGCCACCAGCUCUACGGCCUCUUCAUGGCGAGGCUCUCCUUCGCCAUUUUUGAGUGGGACGCCGAAGACGUGUCCCGACUGAGAGGAGCCAAGCAGUCCGAGGAGGGGAGGGACGCCCAGGAGGUCAAGCUGUCCGCCAAGGAGCUCGCCCGUCACUGCCGGCGCCGCACCAGGGGUGCAGUGGAGACGGAGCGGCUGGUCCAAGAGGUGCUGGACACCUUCUGGCACGUGACGGACAGCAUGGGCGUCCCUUUGAUCGACCGCGCCCGCAUGGAGGAGAUCUGGACCACACAGCGCCAGCACCUCGACUGCAUACAGGAUCCUGCGGGAGUGGACCUCUACACCAAGACGGGAGAGCUCACCAAAGGCGGGGUGAGGCUCCCCGUCUACCGGUGCGGACGAGGCUCCACUUCCCUGGAAUCGUUCCACCUGCACCUGUGCCGCUUCAUCCCAGGGCAAUCUGCAAGUGAUGUACACUUUCAGGUGUACCUGCUGGAGGGCCUGGUGCGGUGGAACGAGAAUCGAGGCAGGGCGGCAGUCGAGGGAGGAGAGAGACAGCUUCGACCAGCUGACCCAAGAGCUUCUUGGGCUCACGCUGGUCGACACUUACACCAUGACCAGGGAGUACACAGGGGAACUCAUUGGGGUGGAGUACCUGUUCUGCCAGACGGGCGCUGUGCUGCAGCAGGACCUGGAUGAUACUGACGCUCCAGGGACUGAUGAGGAGGAAGCGGGGGGGGGGCAGUGCUGAAUGGUUUGAGGAGGAGGAGGAGGAGGAGCCGGAGGAGAUUCGUCUCCUGGAACACCAC
This is a messenger RNA of Dicentrarchus labrax (European seabass), 2371 nucleotides long. RefSeq lists its product as uncharacterized. The transcript has 7 exons. Bases 3 to 2261 code for a protein of 752 amino acids. The record is from RefSeq and is a predicted model, not a curated record. Lineage: Eukaryota; Metazoa; Chordata; Actinopteri; Moronidae.